This is a messenger RNA of Histoplasma capsulatum G186AR, 2157 nucleotides long. RefSeq lists its product as uncharacterized. Bases 1 to 2157 code for a protein of 718 amino acids. The transcript has 4 exons. The record is from RefSeq and is a predicted model, not a curated record. Lineage: Eukaryota; Fungi; Ascomycota; Eurotiomycetes; Onygenales; Ajellomycetaceae.
AUGCCCCAAAGACCCGACACCUUUUGGGAAGCAAAAGAUGUCUCGGCGGCGAAGGGCCCAUUGAUUCUCUCAAAAUUGUUGGAGAGAUGGCGGGAUAGUUGGUUACAAAUGCAGGCCGAAGUGGAUUCUGGCUCAUUCAUCGAUGCGAACCCAAAGGCAGAAGCUGAGCCAUUUGACGGAUCAGGAAGACCGCCAGUUUUUGGUCAGAGAGUACACAUUCAGAGAUGGCAGAGCUACGCUCCCAUCCAGGAAACGAUAUUUCGAAGACAUGAAACGGGGCUCUUGGUGGCCAGUUCGGAGUAUUCUACGGGUCCCCAUGAGUGGUACCAUGCCGGCCAAUAUUAUCAGGAGGAUACGAGUAUUUCAUUGGAAAUGUUACCAAAGGCGCCCCACGAAUUCCAUCGUAAAGCUCGGAAGGGGAGAUUGACAAGGACUAAGGAAUGGCUAACAAACCAUCGAAAUUCAUCUCGCCUAUCGUUCACCUCGCCGAUCUCGUCUCGGUCAUCAAGGACAUCGCCCUCCCCCCCCUUCUCAAGCCCUCCCGGCUCUCCUUUACCAUGUCGUGAUUCUUAUUGUUCCGAGCUGCCUGAUUCCACACGUUGCGAACUUGCCGACACCAGCAUCGUUAUAGAAAACCCAACGUCAUUGUGUCAAGCCAGCCUUUCUGCGGGCUCUGUCCCUCCCCAGUACUCAGAUUCCGGGGAGGUGAAAUCCAAUCAGAAUGGAUUUGAAUGUGCGGUGCAAGACAUCUGCCCAAGUUCGGAGACUGAAUGUCAAAUAUAUCAAUCCUCCCCUGUAUCCAAUGUGGAUAGUUGUACAUCCCCAUCCCUAAACAGGGCAACUAAUCUUGACAACGGGGAUUUAAUUAAUCAACUAAAUCCCCAUCCGCUGAAAGAUUCGUUGCCGUUGGUGGUAAAUUGUUUUACGUGGGAGAUCAAUGCGAUGCGUGACACCGAAACCCUACCUUCCUAUGACCCUCAGAAGGAUGAUUCCACGGAAACUCAACUUCGCGAGAAGGGCCGAAUAUAUGACUCGGUAUAUCUGGAAAAGAGUAACCAUGAGAGUCCUCAGGGGAUCUCAAACCAUGCCAACGGACAAAACGGAGGGUCAAAUUAUGGGAGCGGUAUAAAAAGUAAUUCGUCCUACCCUUCAUCGACUUCUAUCUCUGGGAAUGGAGGAGAUAGGCACGGGAGGGCAGGAUACGGUAACUGCGAUGACAGCGAAAAUAACUCCCAGGACGAAGACGAUGACGGCGACAACAACCGUAAAAGGAAACGAUUCCGGCAUCUAAGCCCUGGAUCCGGUCAACGACAAUUCGCAUGUGUCUAUCAUAAGUAUGACCCAGAGACGUAUCAUGGAGACCAUGAUCGAAAAUAUUUGACGUGUUCCGGGACCAGCUUCAAAUUCUUUUCACUGCUCACGAGACAUCUUUCUCGGACUCAUGAUGAGCACGUUUGUAGCAGUUGUUUUAGAACCUUUGAGAGUGAAAACCUCCAAGCCAGUCACACUGCAAAUUGUUUUGUCAAGCUUCAGUGCUCCCAGGAAGAUAAAUGGGCCGCCUUGUGGCGAAAGAGGUUCCCAGGGGUGGAUAUGCCGGAAUCUCCAUAUUGGGAACCAACAUUUCGAUCGAUGUUACCCCGGUUGAAUACUCACGCGGAUGGAUUUUUUCAACAGGAUUGGGAUGCUUCAGGAUCAGCAAAUACAUGCGACCCGUCCCCAUCCAAUUGGAGAUCUUCGAAACUCCAACCUCACUGUGUUGGUGGUGAUUCUCAACCGGACCCCAACGCAGCAUCGCCAAUGGCAGCGAUUGCAAUGCUACAAUCGACCGUGGAAAGACAGCGGAUUCAGCUGGAAGCCUUUGCAAAGCAAGUAUCAUUUCUGACACAAUUACAACUUGGGUGCUUCACCGCCGAAGAUGCCUCCAAUAAACCCCCAGCUUAUCCACUGGUAUCGCCCGCCGGCUCCUCCAGUAUUUCACCGAAUGGCAAUAUCUCUGAGAAUUUAUUCGUCUACAGCAAUUUCGAGCACCCAGGCGAAACUGCAAUUCCUGAUAUCCGCUUGGGCCAGCCUACUCCCUCUAGUACUCCAACCGAAGAAGCAACUGGGUACAAUAGUAUUGCAUCCUACGAUGACGACUUAUUCAUUCAUCCAACAUGA